This is a messenger RNA of Taeniopygia guttata (zebra finch), 2746 nucleotides long. It is a transcript of the gene ADAM15, whose product is annotated as ADAM metallopeptidase domain 15. Gene Ontology annotation, molecular function: integrin binding; metalloendopeptidase activity. Gene Ontology annotation, biological process: integrin-mediated signaling pathway; innate immune response; proteolysis. NCBI's taxonomy places the organism in Eukaryota, Metazoa, Chordata, Aves, Passeriformes, Estrildidae. The record is from RefSeq and is a predicted model, not a curated record.
CGCCCCCGGGCCGGGCCGGGCGGGGUCGGUGCCGGUGCCGGUGCCGGGGCCAUGCGCGACGGGAACCGGAGGGGCCACGGGGGCGAUGGGGCCGCGGCUGCUGCUCGCCGCGGGGCUGCUGCUCGCCGCUGGCACCGGCAGCGCCGCAGGUGACAGCUCGCAGCAGCAGCAGCACAGUGAGGAAUUAGGACACUCCUGGUCUGUGACCCCGUGGGUCCUGUGGGAGAACCGGACACUCAGCUUGGCAGAAGCCACCCAGGGUGGGUUCCCCGCCCGUCUGACAGUGCUGCUGGAGCUGGAGGGGAUGCGGCUGCUGCUGGAGCUGGAGCAAAACUGGGAGCUGGUGCAGGGCACUGGGGCACUGCUCUAUUACCUGCCCGACGGCACACAGGUGAUCCAGGAGCACAGACAGCAGGAGCACUGCUGCUACCGUGGAACAGUGCAGGGCUUCCCCGGCUCCUGGGCCAACCUCUGUGCCUGCACUGGACUCAGCGGCCGCCUCUGGCUGUCACACACCAGGAGCUACACGCUGGAGCCGGACACCAGCAGCCCCCCAGGGCAGCACAUGGCAUCCCACCUUCGGCUGGACCCCCAGAGCUGCAGGCAGGGCGCCCAGCCUGGGCCAGAGGCAACAGAGCCACCCUGGCCACAGAGGGGCAAGCGGGCAGCGGCACAGCAGCACUUUGUGGAGCUGGUGAUGGUGGUGGACCACGCUGCGUUCCAGCAUUACCCCAACCUCCAGCGCCUUCACACGCGGACCCUGGAAAUCGCCAACCAGGUGGAUGUGUUCUUCCGCCCGCUGGGAGUGCGGGUGGCCCUGCUGGCGGUGGAGGUGUGGAGCGAGGGUGACAAGAUCGCGGUGGGCGGCAGCGCCCGGGCGGUGCUGGAGCGGUUCCUGCGCUGGCGCCGGGAGGAGCUGCUGCCCCGGCUGCCCCACGACAACACCCAGCUCCUGACUGGUGCCCACUUCGAUGAUGUCUCAGUGGGGAUGUCCACUCAAGCCUCCAUGUGUUCCCCCACGCGCUCCGGGGGGGUCAGCAUGGACCACUCUGUCAGUGUCCUCGUGGUGGCCUCCACCGUGGCCCAUCAGCUGGGGCACAACCUGGGCAUGCGUCACGACAGCGCCGGGCGCCUCUGCGACUGCGGCGACCUCCGCCACGACCGCGGCUGCAUCAUGGCACCGCCCACGGGGUUGACACCUGGCUUGAGCUUCAGCAACUGCAGCUGGCAGGACCUGGAGCGCAGCCUGCAGCAGGGCCAGGGCUGGUGCCUCUCCAACAUCCCCGAGCCCCAACUCCUGGCUGGGAGCCCCACCUGCGGGAACCACUUCGUAGAGCUGGGCGAGGAAUGCGACUGCGGCCUCAGCGUGGAGUGCACAGAUCCUUGCUGCAACAGCAGCUCCUGCCAGCUGAUGCCAGGGGCCGUGUGUGCCAGUGAUGACGCCUGCUGUGAGGACUGCCAGCUGCGCCGUGCUGGCCACGUGUGUCGGGAGCUGCUGGGUGAAUGUGACCUGCCCGAGUUCUGUGAUGGGGUCUCACCACGCUGCCCCCCUGACACGUUCCUGCAGGACGGGCAGCCCUGUGCCAGCGGGCGGGCACGCUGCUACAGCGGGACCUGUGCCACCUACGAGGGGCAGUGCCAGCAGCUGCUGGGGCCAGGUGCCAGUCCUGUCUCCAGCUCCUGCAUGGCCGCCCUGAACUCAAGAGGGGAUGAACGUGGGCACUGCGGGCAGCUCGCCAAUGGCUCCUAUGUCACUUGCACCCAGCAGGACACCAGCUGUGGAAUGCUGCAGUGCCAGCGUGGCACCUCCCGUGGGGACAGCCCAGAAGGGUUCUGCCAGGGGACCACCCUGCCCGGGGAUGAGGAUGUGGCUGAUGCAGCCAUGGUGCUGCCUGGCACCACCUGUGGCCCCGGGAAGGUGUGCCUCCAGCACCGGUGCCAGAACGUCACCAUGCUGGGUGACCAGCAGUGCCAGAGCAAAUGCCAUGGGCACGGGGUGUGCAACAACCACGGGCACUGCCACUGUGAGCGGGGCUGGGCCCCCCCAAGCUGUGACAGCCCCGGAGUGGGGGGCAGCCAGGACAGCGGCCCUGCCGGCCUUGAGCGAGAGGGAAGCGCCCUGCCCACGGCCCUGCUGCUGAGCGCGCUGCUGGGGCUGGCGCUGGCGCUGGGGCUGUGCCGUGCCCGCCGUGCCGGCCUGCACAAGCACCUCUGCCAGCUCGGGAAAGGCACCUCCUGCCAGUACAGGAUCUCACAGCCAGAACCCCAGUUGGGCAGCAGCCAAGGUCCCCCUGCCCGUCCCCGGCCACCGCAGUGGCGUCAGGCCACGGAGCUGCAGGUCAUGCACGGCAGCAAGCCGGCUGCCCUCGGCUCAGCCCGGCCUGAUCCGCCCUCCCGGCCUCUCCCGCCGGACCCUGUGCCCAAGGCCCCCCCCUCGGACAGGCCGCCCCCCCCCACACGCCCGCUGCCCGCAGACCCUGUGCUGCUGAGCGCUCAGCCCCCAGGUCCUGCCAAGCCCCCACCACCACAGCGGCCGCUGCCCUCAGACCCACCGGGCUCAUCGCUGCCCCACGGGGAGACCCUCCCUGGGCACCCCUAUGUCACCGUGAUCCCCGCCAGGCCCGCCCCGGCCCCGCCAGAGGCCUGAGCGGCGGGCAGCGAGUGCGCAGCGCUGGAUCCGCGGAAAGGCCGGGCCCCGCCGCCCGCUUUUCCUCCCGCCACCUCAAUAAAGGCGCUGUGAGCCGCC